Humulus lupulus (European hop) is the source of this 2297-nucleotide messenger RNA. RefSeq lists its product as uncharacterized. The coding region runs from base 42 to 2297 and encodes 751 amino acids. The record is from RefSeq and is a predicted model, not a curated record. The transcript is spliced from 9 exons. Gene Ontology annotation, molecular function: protein binding. Lineage: Eukaryota; Viridiplantae; Streptophyta; Magnoliopsida; Rosales; Cannabaceae.
UGCCUUCUCGAAGGGAAGUCAAUGACUUGUUUUCAUAUGCCAUGAAAGGCCAGUGGGAAGAGGUUUUGAGGAUCUAUGAGAAGAGCCAAGAGGCUCAGAAGGCAAAGAUUACUAUAUUAGAAGACACUGCGUUGCACAUAGCAGUCUCAGUUGGACAAACUGACACAGCAUUGGAAUUGGUUGGAGUCUCCAAAGAUGGUAUCUUGGAGGUUGAGAAUGCUAGAGGAAACACAGCUCUGCACAUUGCAGCUGCGCUUGGAAACUUGAUUGUGUGCACACAUAUGGUUAUGAAGAAUCCAAAGCUAGUAGCCAUUAGAAAUCACAAUGGUGAGACUCCUAUCUUCUUGGCAGCUCUUCAUGGUAAGAAAGACACUUUUCUUUACCUUUAUUCUAAAGACAAAGAAGAAUCUCUUGUGAGAAGAAACAAUGGUGAUACCAUUCUCCAUGCUGCCAUAACUGGUGAAUAUUUCAGUUUGGCAGUGGGCAUAAUGAAAUCCCACCCUGAUCUUGCUGAUGCCAUAAAUGAGAAUGGCCUAUCACCUCUUCACAUUCUUGCUAGUAAGCCCAAUGCAUUUCACAGCAGUACUCGCCUUGGGCUCUUUGAUCGUAUCAUAUAUCAUUGCUUGGUUGUGGACGAGCUUAAGGAGGAAUCACAUGACGUUGAAGCAUAUAUUGCAAAGAAAACAAAAAGAAGAAUAGAAUCUCUCAAGUAUCCGGAAAACUACAAGACUUGCAUAAACUUUUUUGGAUUACUGUUAUCGGUGUUUCAUGUUUUAUUUGAUAAAUUGCUAAUGAAGAAAUGGAUACUGUCUUUAUGUGGAUUGUAUCAACCAGCUGAUUCCCAAGUGAAUAAGGAAAGAAAGAAAGGUGAUGAAGAGAAUCAAGAUCAGGAAACUACUCCAGGCACAUCUUCACCUGCAAUGAGUUCAGAAUCCAAACACAGUAUAGAAGAAUCAUCUUUGGCAAACACUUCAAAUUCUAGCCAUGGUGAUAGCUCACAAAGUGAUGAAAAUCGUCAGUUUCCGCCUAAUUAUGACAAACUUGUCUUGUUUGUAAAGCUUGUCAUGAAGUCCAUGCUAGUCAUCCUCGGAAUUGGCAUUUGGAGAAUAAAGAAAAUCCAAAGAAAGAAAAAGCUGCACAUGUGGGCUAGACGUGCCAUGAAUGAAUUGGUCAAGCAUUCUACUUCUUACAAAUUCUAUGACAACACUGGAUUGGAUCCCCACCAAAAAAAUCAUGGAGAGGACAUAGAGGAAGAAUCUGCAUUUCCCAAUCUUGACCCAAACUCUAUUGUGUCUGAUUCAGAAAAGCUUCCAAGCUUGAAAUCUAGUCAGAAACGGAAGCCAGAUCACAACAUGACUGCUGUUGGGAGACAACAUACACCAAUACUAAUAGCUGCAAAGAUGGGAGUGACUGAAAUGAUAGAGAAGAUUUUGGAGGAGUUCCCGGUUGCCAUCCAAGAUGUGGACUCAGAUAACAAGAAUGUUGUGCUUUUGGCUGUUGAAAAUAGACAAUCACAGGUUUAUAAUCUCCUUCUCAACAGUAACAUUCUUAAGGAAAGUGUGUUCCGCCAACUCGACAAGGAUGGAAAUAGUGCUUUGCAUCUUGCUUCUGAGUGUAAAGAGCAGAGGCCUUGGCUCAUCCCUGGUGUUGCCUUGCAAGUGCAAUGGGAAAUCAAGUGGUACAAGUUUGUCAAACACUCAAUGCCACCGCAGUUCUUCCCACGCUACAACAUGAAGCACGAGGCCCCUAAAGAAGUCUUCAUCACCACACACAAAGAGCUCAUCAAAGAAGGUGGUAAAUGGCUAACCAAGACCUCCGAGUCCUGCUCCCUCGUGGCGGCGCUCAUCGCCACAGUCGCAUUCACAACUUCCACAACCAUACCCGGCGGAGUCAAUCAAGAAACCGGCAUACCCCUCCUGAUAGGAAACUUCGCUUUUGACACCUUCUCCAUCUCCUCGUUGCUCGCUCUCUGCUUCUCAAUCACGGCCCUCGUCUUCUUCCUCUCGAUCCUCACCUCUCGCUACGACGAGAAAGAUUUCGCCAUGGACUUGCCUCGAAAGCUUCUUUUUGGCUUGACCUCGCUCUUUGCUUCCAUAGCUUCCAUGUUGGUUUCGUUCUGCGACGGACAUAUCUUUAUUCUUACGCAUAAACUAAGGUAUGUGGCCUUUCCUUUGUACGCAGCUUUGUGCUUCCCUAUUACUUAUUUCGCUUUCGCUCAGCUGUCUCUCUACUUCGACCUCAUUUGGGCAAUUUUCAAAAAGGUUCCUCAGCGUAGUAACAAGGCUUUUCUACACUAA